Messenger RNA from Diabrotica virgifera virgifera (western corn rootworm), 4553 nucleotides. RefSeq names its product ATP-binding cassette sub-family C member 4-like. The record is from RefSeq and is a predicted model, not a curated record. The coding region runs from base 347 to 4261 and encodes 1304 amino acids. Gene Ontology annotation, cellular component: membrane. Gene Ontology annotation, biological process: transmembrane transport. Lineage: Eukaryota; Metazoa; Arthropoda; Insecta; Coleoptera; Chrysomelidae. The transcript is spliced from 11 exons. Gene Ontology annotation, molecular function: ATP binding; ATP hydrolysis activity; ABC-type transporter activity.
UUUUAAUUCAACACCGAACGAAAGUAACGAUAAAAGAUAAUAUUAUAAAACUGAAAGUAUUUCUACUACGCCAUAGUGAGUUAGGUACUUGCAGUAUCAGCACAGAAACGUCUUGAAUAUCAUCGUUUUAUUAUUUAUCUCCUUCACGUUUUUAACAAAUAUAUCUACAAAUAAUGUUAAACAGUGUCGGAAAAAUUUCCUCUAAAAACAAUAAUUAAAAACUGUGUUUCGGACAGUUUAGCAAAUGCCUUUGAACUUGUAAGUGAUCUGUGGAAAGUGUAGUGACACGAAAGAGCGGUCAGCUGUUAGUUUACCUACUUAUUUUACAUGCAGCUAAACUUACCAAAUGGAGGAAGUUAAAAAUGGUGAGUUUGCAGAGAAAAAGCUGAAUCCACUAGAUAGGUCAAAUUUUAUUACGAGAUUGUUUUUCUGUUGGUUGCUUCCAUACUUUGUCAAAGGCUACAAUCGAGAAUUAACCGAAGAUGACAUGUACAGGCAUCGAAGUGUGCACGAUUCUAGCAAGUUGGGACAAAACCUGGAAGAGCGAUGGAUAAAACAUGUAGCUAAGAACAAGAAUCCUGCAUAUUGGAAAGUAUUAAUAGGAACCUUUGGCUGGGAAAUGUUCGUCCUGAAUGUUUUUUAUAUAAUAUUCGAAACAGUACAAAUGGCUCAACCGUUUUUAAUAUCAAAGUUACUGAUGGUUUAUCAAACAGAUCCCGAAGAAAAUAUUAAAGAUAUUUAUUUGUACGCAGGCUUAAUAGUAGCGACGUCGUUUCUUAGGGUCAUCCUUGCACAUAGGUUUAGCUUUGCAACGUUUCAAGUUGGUAUGAAAAUGAGAAUAGCCUCAUGCUCUCUAAUCUAUAGGAAAGCUUUAAGACUUAGCAAAUCUGCUUUAGCCGAGACUACGAUUGGCCAGAUGGUUAAUUUACUAUCUAAUGAUGUAGGUAGAUUUGACCAAGCUAUUAUUAUGCUCCAAUAUCUUUAUUUCGGCCCGAUACAGGCACUUAUUGUAAUGGUAAUUUUAUAUAUGAUUGUUGGAUGGACAGGACUUCUUGGAUCAAUAUUUUUGCUACUAUCGAUACCGCUACAGUCAUGGUUAGGAAAGAAGACUUCCCAGUUUAGGCAGAAAACUGCCCUCAAAACUGACGAGAGAAUUAGGCUUAUGAAUGAAAUCAUAUCUGGAAUUCAAGUAAUCAAAAUGUACACUUGGGAAUAUCCAUUUGCAAAGUUAGUGGAGUAUGUGAGGGGCAAUGAAAUAAAAUUCAUCAGGAAAACUUCGGUUAUUCGUGCAAUUCUGAUGUCGAUGGCCAUGAGUUUAAACGACGUAGCUGUUGCGAUAUGUUUGGUGACAUUUGUUUUGACAGGAAAUCCUCUAACAGCAUCCUACGCAUACACAGUUACUUCCUAUUACCGUCUCAUGGGCAGCCUUACUUACUUCUUUCCCAUGGGCGUUUCUCAAGGCUCCGAAAUGGUCAUAUCGAUGAAGAGAAUCCAAAAAUUUUUGCAGUAUGAUGAAAUACAAUCUGACAUGUAUGAUGAUACUUCUUACAUUUUUGAUAAUUCUUACAUUCAUAUUAAGAAAGCCUCCACUAAAUGGUUGAAGUCGCAACCGGAGAACAUCUUAGAGAACAUCGACAUGGAUGUAACACCUGGUAAUUUAACAGCUAUUGUUGGAUCUGUAGGAAGUGGAAAGACAACCUUGUUGCACGUUAUUAUGAAAGAGCUCGAACUCCAACAAGGAUAUGUAAAUGUAAAUGGUAUAAUAUCAUAUGCUUCACAAGAGCCUUGGCUGUUUGGAGGUAGCAUAAGGCAAAAUAUCCUAUUUGGAGAAAUAUAUGAUCAAAUCAAAUACAACGAAGUAGUACGAGUGUGUGCCUUACAAAGAGACUUUACUCUAUUUCCUCAUGGAGAUAGAACCUUAGUGGGCGAACGAGGUGUUACUUUAAGUGGAGGACAAAGAGCUAGAAUCAACUUGGCUAGGGCUACUUACAAAGACGCUGAUAUCUACUUACUAGAUGACCCUCUAUCCGCUGUUGAUACACAUGUUGGUAAGCACAUAUUUGAAGAAUGUAUUUGUGGAUACCUUGGAAGCAAAUGCGUCGUUUUGGUCACACAUCAGCUACAAUAUUUAAAGAAUAUACAGAAUAUAUAUUUAUUAAAGAAUGGUCAAGUAGCUGUCUCGGGUUCCUAUAAUGAUAUAAGAAACUCUAAUACAGAUUAUAGUAAACUCUUGGCCGAGAUGGAAGAUGAGGAACAAGAAAUAAAAAGAAAAUCUAAAGCUGUUGAAGUCAAGCAAGAAAAGACUGAAGGAGAAGCAUUGCCUGUAUUACAAAGAGAAGGUAAAAGUACAGGAAAUAUUUCUGGACGUGUUUAUCGAAAGUAUGCUAAAGCUGGUGGACAUAUUUUUAAGGCUUUUUGUAUAUUAUGUCUCUUUAUACUUAACCAAGCUGUGUUGAGUAUGUGCCAAUAUUUCGUUACUUUCUGGGUCAAUAUUCAACAAUGGAAAUCUUCACAAAACAUAUCAUCCACAAUAGACACUAGACUUAUAGGAAAUUAUACUGCACUGUUAGAGUUUACCACUCCUUCUCCUCAAUCAAUUGACAAUACAGGUUUCGCUAAUUGGUGGCUUACCCCAGUUUUUGUAAGUGAAUACACUGCAUUCUACUUCAUUGCUCUAAACAUUAUCAUGGUACUUAUUAUGAAUAUCAGGUCGUCUUCGUUUUACGCAUGGGCUAUAACAGCAUCCACAAAAAUUCACAAUAUGAUGUUUGAGAACAUAGUUUACAGUCCAAUGAGGUUCUUCAAUAUAAACCCUUCUGGAAGAAUUCUUAAUAGGUUUUCCAAAGACAUUGGUGCUUUAGAUGAAGUUUUGCCAAUGACUUUCAUGGAUACUCUUCAAAUUGGCCUCCAGGUAGGUGCGAUCUCUAUCGUAAUAAGUAGCUUAACAUACUGGAUCAUGAUACCCACUAUCUGCAUAGGUAUACUGUUUUAUGUAAUGAAGAUCGUAUUUUUAAAAACCAGUCGAGAUGUUAAGAGAGUGGAAUCAGUAACUCGAAGUCCCAUUUUUACUCAUCUAACAGCUACACUUCAAGGACUGACUACUAUAAGAGCAUUCAAAGCUGAAGAAAUACUAAAAACUGAAUUUGAUAGGUACCAAAAUCAUCAUAGCGCAGCAUUUUUCAUGUAUCUCGGGGCCAAUAGGACCUUUGGUUUCUGGUUGGACUUUAUAUGUGUUAUAUACAUUGGCUUGGUAAUAUUGUCGCUGAUUUUCGUUGAAAGAGAAACAUUUGGAGGAAAUAUUGGUCUUGCCCUCACUCAAACCUUAGCUCUGACGGGAACGUUUCAGUGGGGGAUGCGACAAUGGUCUGAACUCGAAAACCAAAUGACUUCCGUGGAAAGGGUCCAAGAAUACGCUGACUUAAAACACGAAGAAGAUAAUUAUACUGUAGAACCAGCUGCGACGUGGCCAGAUCAAGGAAAAAUAGAAUUUAAAAAUAUGUCUCUUCAGUAUUCACCCGACGAUCCUCCCGUUCUUAAGAAUCUCAGUUUUGUUAUCCAACCUUCUGAGAAGGUGGGUAUAGUUGGAAGAACAGGUGCAGGAAAGUCUUCGCUAAUUCAAGCUGUUUUCCGGUUGACUCAUAUCGAUGGUAGCAUACUUAUUGACGAUAUAGAUACAAAAUCUGUUGCUUUGAAAAAGCUCAGAUCUAAAAUUUCUAUUAUUCCUCAAGAACCUGUUCUGUUCUCUGGAACAUUGAGAAAUAAUUUGGAUCCUUUCGAUGAGUAUAAAGAUGAAGUGCUAUGGAAUGCUUUAAACCAAGUAGAACUCAAGAGCGUAGUAGAUGACUUACCAGCCGGUCUGGACAGCAAAAUGGCAGAAGGAGGCUCUAACUUCAGUGUAGGUCAAAGGCAGUUAGUAUGCCUAGCGAGAGCUGUACUAAGGAAUAACAAAAUACUAGUUUUAGAUGAAGCCACAGCCAACGUUGAUCCGUAUACUGACGGUUUGAUUCAAAAAACAAUAAGAAAAAAUUUUGACAAGUGCACAGUAUUAACCAUAGCUCAUAGAAUAAACACAAUUAUGGAUUCAGACAAGGUUCUAGUCAUGGAUGCUGGAAGAGUGGUAGAAUUUGAUCAUCCAUACACGCUUUUACAAAAUCAAAAUGGUGUUUUCUAUUCGUUGGUUCUGCAGACAGGAAAAGCUACAGCUAGAACUUUAAUAACGAUUGCAGAAGAAAAUAAAACAAUGAAAGACAAGGAUAAAUGAUAUAUACACAUACAUUUUAAUGUUUGGGUUUGCAGAGUUCCAUGCAGAAUGAUUUUUACACCUAUGUCUCGAUAUGUAUGUCGUCCGUUCGGAUGAAAACUGCACAAUCUCAAAAUUUACAAACUUUUCAGGAGAGCAUUUUUAAGAUUUAUCGGUAAAUAAAAUUUUCCACAAUAAACAUUGGCAGGUUUUUGUUUUAGUUUGUAUUAGUUGUAUCUUUUAUAUGUCGAAACAACAUGAAAAUAUUUCAACCAUAUAAAUAAUAAUAAUAAAACAAUUUGUUUUUAAAUAA